GAAGCCGCCCGCGAGCCGGCGGGCGACGCGCACCGGGACAGGGUCCCCCACCGGCGUGCGGGCGGCUGCGCCCGCGCCUGCCCUUGUUUGGCCGCGCGGCCUCGGGGGCGGUGCCGUCCGCGUCAGCGGCGCCCGCGGUGACGGCGACGUGCGGCCCGCGCCACUGCCGCCCGCGGACGCCGCGGACCCCCGGAGCUCAUGGCCCAGGCGAAGAUCAGCGCCAAGGCCCACGAGGGUCGCUUCUGUCGCUCCUCGUCCAUGGCAGACCGCUCCAGCCGCCUGCUGGAGAGCCUGGACCAGCUGGAGCUCAGGGUUGAAGCUUUGAGAGAUGCAGCUACUGCUGUUGAACAAGAGAAGGAAAUCCUCCUGGAGAUGAUCCACAGUAUCCAAAACAGCCAGGACAUGAGGCAGAUUAGUGACGGAGAAAGAGAGGAAUUAAACCUGACUGCAAACCGCCUGAUGGGCCGGACCCUCACCGUUGAGGUCUCAGUGGAAACAAUCCGAAAUCCCCAGCAGGAGGAAUCCUUGAAGCAUGCCACGAAGAUUAUAGACGAGGUGGUCAGUAAGUUCCUGGAUGACGUGGGGACUGCCAAGAGCCACCUAAUGUCCCUCUACAGCGCGUGUUCGUCUGAGGUGCCGUCUGGGCCAGUGGACCAGAAAUUUCAGUCCAUAGUGAUCGGAUGCGCUCUUGAAGAUCAGAAGAAAAUCAAGAGACGGCUGGAGACGCUGCUGAGGAACAUUGACAACUCCGACAAGGCCAUCAGACUCCUAGAGCACUCUAAAGGACCCGGUCCCAAAGCUCUGCAGAACAUGGACAGCAAACUUAAUUAGACUUGAAACCCACGGGCCCUUACAAAGGCUGUAACAAAAAGAAAAACCACUAUUUUAAAUAACCAGUCCUUUGUGUUGGGUAUAACCACUUACACCUCACACUGUUAACUGUUUCAGAUGAGGAAAUGUCCCAGUGUCAACAGAUACACAACACUUAAGAAGUAUUUCGGUUGCCUCCUAAGAAGUUUUGCCUUGUCUUGAGCUGGACUCCAGCACUGUAUGUUUACCCUCUGAUGCACACAUAGCAUGUGGGAAAAUAAAUAAAGGAACAGAUGCAUCAUUGCUCUGUCCUUGACUUCAGUACAGAUGCACCCGGCCCCUGGAGCAGUGUAGUCACACCACAGUGUGAACAGCACCCAGCCCCUAGAGUAGUGUAGUCACACCACAGUGUGAACUGAGCACCCAGUCCCUGGAGCAGUGCACUCACACCGGUGUGAACUGAGCACCCAGCUCUGGGAGCAGUGUAGUCACACCACAGUGUGAACAGCACCCAGCCCCGAUAGCAGUGCAGUCACACCACAGUGUGAACUGAGCACCCAGCCCCUAGAGUAGUGUAGUCACACCACAGUGUGAACAGCACCCAGCCCCGAUAGCAGUGUAGUCACACCACAGUGUGAACAGCACCCAGCCCCUAGAGCCGUGUAGUCACACCUCAGUGUGAACAGCACCCGGCCCCUGGAGCAGUGUAGUCACACCACAGUGUGACUAGAAUACCCAGUCCCUGGAGCAGUGCACUCACACCACAGUGUGAACAGAGCACCCACCUAAUACCUGGAGCAGUGUGUUCACCCCAGUGUGAAUGGAGCACCCAGCACCCGGGGAACAGUGUACUCACACCACACGGUGUGCCUACAAGGAUAGAAGGAAACACAUCAGAGCCUCACCCUGCAUGUUCUCAGUUUUUGGGCCAUCUGUUUUAUGCAUCUCAUAACAUGUAUUUUUAUGUGUGUGGAAGCAUGACAUCCUGUGCGAGGAAACGGCCUUUGUUUUACCCCACGGUGAAGAUCUGUACCCACCAGGCUGCAGCUGCCUCCCUCCAGCGUGGGUGUGGAUGGGCUGUCCUGAAGCCACCGUGUGUGCAGUGGGAGCAUAGGACGACGACCCAGGAGUCACUUCUCUGGGCAUGUGGGUGGGUUCAACUUGUUGCUAUGACUACAGCAUAUUUGUGUCCUUAGAGCUUUUUUCCCCUCUGUUCUUGGUCUUCUUUGUAUAAAAUUCCAUUCUUGGGUUCAUUGGGCCAAGAGAUACAUACAUUUUCAUGGCCUAAAAACAUAUUUCUAAAUUUUUAUAAGUUUUGUCAGUUUGUACUGCCUUCAGUAAUUAAAAGAAUCCGUUUCAUCGAA
This is a messenger RNA of Phodopus roborovskii (desert hamster), 2174 nucleotides long. It is a transcript of the gene Bag2, whose product is annotated as BAG cochaperone 2. Gene Ontology annotation, molecular function: protein-folding chaperone binding; adenyl-nucleotide exchange factor activity. Lineage: Eukaryota; Metazoa; Chordata; Mammalia; Rodentia; Cricetidae. Gene Ontology annotation, biological process: protein stabilization. The transcript is spliced from 3 exons. The coding region runs from base 199 to 831 and encodes 210 amino acids. The record is from RefSeq and is a predicted model, not a curated record.